Porites lobata is the source of this 1001-nucleotide messenger RNA. The record is from the annotation of a GenBank genome assembly. Lineage: Eukaryota; Metazoa; Cnidaria; Anthozoa; Scleractinia; Poritidae.
AUGGCAAACGGCAACAGCCACGGCAACAGCCAGUUAAGCCGACUAAAAAACACACUACUACAAGUGGCAGAGAGACUCGAAUCUUUGGAACACCAUGAUCAUGAAGGUGAGAUAACUGAGCUUGAGCUUAAAAUGUUUCGUAGCUAGCGCUAUUUUUCGACUAAUAAUACUUGAAGGUGCCUUAUAAAUGUAAAGUGCAGAAAAUAAUGCUGUUAUCCCGACGUUCUAUCGCAAUCGGUGAACGAUUUCCGUAUAACCCCAUCAAUAGUUAUGCAUACCGUUCUUAAAACUGAAACAAAAGCCAAAACAAUAGAACUCUAAAAGCAAAAAAAUAGCACACAUACCUAAUUAAUGUCACCAUGGGGUUAGUUAUGCAAUGAAACAUAACAAAAUUUGGUAAACUUACUGAUUGUCAUGCAAUCUUCCUGAUGGUGAGAUUAAUUUUUUGUUAUGAAGUUAAUUUGAACAAUGUGUAAACUGGGGCCCAGUCCCUUUUUGAACUUCGGAACGGGCAAUUGGGAACACUAAUUAAUUAUUGGAAUUUGGAAGUGUUGGUUUAAUAACACAAAGUCAGCUUCACAAUAAAAGUAAGAAUAAAAAGAAAAUGGAAUGGAUGUAUAAUGCCAAAAACAUAUACUAACCUUCAGUUAUGCAAACUUACUGAUUGCAUGCUCUAAGAGAAGGUACACUGAAUAAAAAUUAGAGGGCCAGAUCGUUAUGAAAUGAAAUGGACACCCUGAACUGGUUACUGUUGAAUACUUUCAGGUGCUACUAGCACUAAUAUUGCUAGUGCUGCAACAGCAAGAACCUCAUCCCACGAGGAUGCAAGAGCAAUACCAACUGCAACACCUGCUGGAACAGCUGGGUCAUCAUGUAUUGGCAGCAUUCCUGGUCCUUCAGGAACAACAAGAGCUGUGCAACCAACAGCAAACCUAAGAAAUUCUGUCUCUGCCGCAGCCUCAGCUCAAGAACAUCGAAGGCUGUUCAAUUACAAAACAUCU